Diachasma alloeum is the source of this 2430-nucleotide messenger RNA. Its product is annotated as membrane metallo-endopeptidase-like 1. Gene Ontology annotation, biological process: protein processing. The record is from RefSeq and is a predicted model, not a curated record. Gene Ontology annotation, cellular component: plasma membrane. NCBI's taxonomy places the organism in Eukaryota, Metazoa, Arthropoda, Insecta, Hymenoptera, Braconidae. Gene Ontology annotation, molecular function: metalloendopeptidase activity.
ACUAUUGCUUGACGAUUGCUUUUAUUUAACCCAAAAAAUGUCGGCUUUCCCGGAAUUAUGGAUAAUAUUCGCAGUCUUAGCUGUAGCUUUGCCAUUGCCUGGGGAAUCUGAGCUCAUGAAACCACAUGUCUGUCUCACAGAGGAAUGUCAAGAGAUAGCGCAGAUGUAUGCCGAAACAAUGAAUGAAACCGUCGACCCAUGUGAAAACUUCUACAAGUACAGUUGUGGUGGUUGGGCCAGCAAAAACCUAAUUCCAGACUAUGUAGCUUUCUGGGAUCGUUCCAUUUCCACACAUCGCGCGCACGAGAAACUUCUGAAAAGUAUGCUGGAGAGCCCGCCGGAAGUCACCGAUAUUCUUCCGAUUCAGCAAGCGAAGACGUUCUAUCAGUCAUGUAUGGACAUCGCUGCUCGUAAUGCAAGUAUAGUCAAUACUAUCGCAUCAUUUCUUGAGAGCAAUGGUGGCUGGCCAAUGGCCAUGAAUUUUCAUGACUGGAAGGAAGAUGACCGUUCAUGGCAAGAAGUCGAUGCCAAUUUCGAAAAUUUGACAACUUAUUACGCAUUCUACAAUUUUAUUGGCGCAAAAGGGCCCUGGCUGCGCAUGCUUCCCCCCAUGGACAAUGAGAUUCUCAAUAAUUCCAAAAUUUUAUAUCUUGUCGACUUAAUCAUUCGUCAUAAUCACGCCAAUGUUUCUGCGGCGCAACUAAAGAGUGAUAUCGACGAUCUAUUUAUUUUUGACCAGAAAUUGGGAGAGGCAAGAGAGAAUGGAAGCCAGUGGAAGUUGCAGUUGCAGAAUCUUACAACAUUUAUUCUCGAAUGGGAAAAGAAAAUUCAAUCAGAACCUGAUCCAAAAACUGUGGUAAACUGGAAAGAAAUGAUUCAACGUUGGGCCUUUACCACCCGUGAAAUACCCGGUGGUAUAACGCUGGAAAUCGAUAGAAAAUAUUACUUUUCGUUGCCAGAAAUAUGGAGGAACACCACUAAACGAACAAUUGUAAAUUACAUCCACUGGCAAUUUGUGAAUCGCAUUUUUGGUGAGGCCCCCAAAGAAACAGGUGAUGAAGAUUCCGAGUUGGAUAAAUUGCUCCGUUGGCUGGAUUGUAUGAACGCAACGACAAUGUACGAGGCGCAUGCACAUUGGUUUGUCGAACAUUACUUCACGGAGACCAACCAAAAAGCAGUACAAGAAGUCGUGAAGUAUAUUAAAGAAGGGUUCAUAUAUCAAAUUGAAAAAUCCAAUUUGAUGGACAAUUCUUCUAAAUCGGCCCUAAAGAGGAAACUCGAAAAAAUGGAAAUUCUCAUUGGCCGUCCAGAUUGGAUUCAAAAUAGAACAGAAAUUGAAAGCUACUAUGAAAAUCUCAAUAUUGGUGAUGACUAUGUGACUAAUCGUUUGAAUUUUCGGAGAUUUGAGAAGAAGUACGGCUCCUUGGCCGCUGAACGCUCCGAAUCGUCUAGAUGGUUCAUGCACAUACUGCAGCCGACAGCUGCGUACCACCGUGAUUGGAAUGUUGCCAAUAUCCCAGCAGGAUUUUUUCACCUACCUUUUUUCAACUCAGAGGCACCUGAUUUCGUAAAUUACGGAGCGUUAGGAAACACUAUCAGCCAUGAGAUAGGUCAUGGCUUUGAUAACCAGGGAAUAAGAGAUAGAACAUCAACUAGAAACCCUGUACGAGAUUACUUUAUGCUUUUUAACUACAAGAUUCAACUAGAAUGCAUUGAGGAUCAAUUCAGAAACUAUUUCAAAUCGGAUUCGAUGGUUGCUCAAACAAUGAGUGAAAAUGUCGCGGAUUUAAUUGCAACUCAACUAAUGUUGGCUUCUUACGACCGUGCGAAACAGGCUGGGAAGGCGAAUGUGACAGUGAAGCUCCCAGGGUUCGAAAAGUUUACUGAUGACCAAAUGCUCUUCAUCGCUUUUGCUCAGACACACUGUCAAGUUACACCUGACAACUAUAAAGAUGAAUCUGACGUACACAGUCCACCGGAACUUCGGGUAAAUGUUGGUGUUAGUAAUGUUCCAAGAUUUGGCGCAGCUUUCAGUUGUACAGUGGGAAGUCCCAUGAAUGCGGCGAAAAAAUGUACCAUUUGGGAAAAAAGAAGUUCCUCUUUGAAUGACGACAGAUGACUUAUUAUUUUUCGCGACAUUGCUUUUUGGAUGAGCUUUAGAAGAAAAAUGUGUUAGAAUAUAAGUUUCAAUUUUGAGAAUUGAUUUGAGGAAAUUAUGCGUACAAAAACGAAUCGACGUAGAGAGUGCUGGAGAGUUAAUAUAAACAUAAACAAUGACUCCAUAGGGAGCAAGAACUGAGAGUUCUUUGUCGUUAGGUGACGAUAUACCUUUGGUCUUUUUGACUAGUUUUUAGUCUGCUGGAGCAGUCCGUAGAGUACAGACAUUUCUUCCUCGUGCGAUAUUAAUGAAUAAAGAAAAGGAAAAGUUAA